AUGAAGGAUAAAUCAACCAGACCCCCUCAACAACACCCCCUCAACCAGACCCCUCAACAACACCUCCUCAACCAGACCCCUCAACAACACCUCCUCAACCAGACCUCUCAACAACACCUCCUCAACAACACCUCCUCAACCAGACCCCUCAACAACACCUCCUCAACCAGACCUCUCAACAACACCUCCUCAACAACACCCCCUCAACCAGACCCCUCAACAACACCUCCUCAACAACACCUCCUCAACCAGACCCCUCAACAACACCUCCUCAACCAGACCCCUCAACAACACCUCCUCAACCAGACCCCUCAACAACACCUCCUCAACCAGACCCCUCAACAACACCUCCUCAACCAGACCCUCAACAACACCCCUCAACCAGACCCUCAACAACACCCCUCAACAGACCCCUCAAACAGACCCCUCAACAACACCCCCUCAACAAGACCCCUCAACCACACCCCUCAACAACACCUCCUCAACCAGACCCCUCAACAACACCUCCUCAACCAGACCCUCAACAACACCUCCUCAACCAGACCCCUCAACAACACCUCCUCAACCAGACCCUCAACAACACCUCCUCAACCAGACCCCUCAACAACACCUCCUCAACCAGACCCCUCAACAACACCCCCUCAACCAGACCCCUCAACAACACCCCUCAACAGACCUCCUCAACAACACCUCCUCAACAACACCUCCUCAACCAGACCCCUCAACAACACCUCCUCAACCAGACCCCUCAACAACACCUCUCAACAACACCCCCUCAACAACACCUCCUCAACAACACCUCCUCAACAACACCCCUCAACCAGACCUCCUCAACAACACCCCUCAACAACACCCCUCAACCAGACCUCUCAACAACACCUCCUCAACAACACCCCUCAACAACACCCCUCAACCAGACCCCUCAACAACACCUCCUCAACCAGACCCCUCAACAACACCCCUCAACAACACCUCCUCAACCAGACCCCUCAACAACACCUCCUCAACCAGACCCCUCAACAACACCUCCUCAACAACACCUCCUCAACAACACCUCCUCAACAACACCCCCUCAACAACACCUCCUCAACAACACCUCCUCAACAACACCCCUCAACAACACCUCCUCAACAACACCCCCUCAACAACACCUCCUCAACAACACCUCCUCAACAACACCCCCUCAACAACACCCCCUCAACCAGACCCAGAGAGCUGGAGGUGAAGAGAGAGACAUAUCUGCACUCUGGACAGUGGUGA
Oncorhynchus nerka (sockeye salmon) is the source of this 1260-nucleotide messenger RNA. RefSeq lists its product as uncharacterized. The transcript has a single exon. Bases 1 to 1260 code for a protein of 419 amino acids. NCBI's taxonomy places the organism in Eukaryota, Metazoa, Chordata, Actinopteri, Salmoniformes, Salmonidae. The record is from RefSeq and is a predicted model, not a curated record.